Molecule: messenger RNA, 2483 nt
Organism: Abrus precatorius (Indian licorice)
Lineage: Eukaryota; Viridiplantae; Streptophyta; Magnoliopsida; Fabales; Fabaceae
Product: cyclic nucleotide-gated ion channel 1-like
Exons: 8
Coding region: 1-2070 (689 amino acids)
Biological process (GO): transmembrane transport; monoatomic ion transport
Cellular component (GO): membrane
Molecular function (GO): protein binding; monoatomic ion channel activity
Source: RefSeq, a predicted model, not a curated record
AUGACUUCAAAGGGACAGAAAUUUGUGAGGUUUGUGAAUUGGAAGUCACUGUCAUCUUCAAGUAUUGAGCACAAUGAUUCUACCAGUGACGGAUUUCACAAGAGAGAAGUUAAAUCAAGUGUAUGUCCUGUCAGUGAUGGAUCAAUAAAAAAAAUUUCUUGUAGGGGCAAUGUUUUUGAUCCACAGGGGCCAAUACUUCAGAAAUGGAACAAAAUAUUUGUAAUCACGUGUGUGAUGGCAAUCUCUGUGGACCCUCUUUUCUUUUACAUCCCAGUGAUAGAUGACAAGGAAAAGUGCCUUAAUUUGGAUAAAAAAUUGAAGAUUAUUGCUAGUGUUCUGCGCACAUUCUUUGAUCUUUUCUACAUUCUUCAUAUCAUCUCUCAGUUUCGAACUGGGUUCAUUGCCCCUCCUUCUCGUGUAUUUGGAAGGGGUGAGCUGGUUGAUGAUCCUUGUGCCAUAAUGAUGAGAUACUUAAGUUCUUACUUCAUGAUUGACAUUUUAUCAAUUAUUCCACUUCCUCAGGUGGUCAUUUUAAUCCCAAAAGGCUCAGUUCCAUAUAUGAUAAAGGAUUUGUUGAAGUAUGCGGUAAUAGCCCAGUAUGUGCCAAGACUUCUGCGGAUCUACCCUUUAUUCAAAGAAGUAACAAGCACUUCUGGCAUAUUGACUGAGACAGCAUGGGCUGGAGCUGCUUACAAUCUUUUUCUCUACAUGCUAGCAAGUCAUGUUGUUGGAGCUUUCUGGUAUCUGUUUUCGUUAGAAUCAAGGUUGCGGUGCUGGCGCCGGCAGUUGAACCAUACUAUCUUUCCUCAUGAAUCCUUUCUUAGCUGUGGAACUAAGAAUUCUACUGUUCUAUCAAUUCUCAAUGCUUCUUGCCCUUACGAUGAUCCUGAUAAAAUUGGAGACUUGACAGCUUUCAAUUUUGGAAUAUUUUUAGACGCUCUAAAGUCUCGUGUGGUAGAAUCUACUACAGAUUUUCAUCACAAGUUCUUCUUCUGCUUUUGGUGGGGUUUGCGCAGUGUAAGUUCUGUUGGGCAAAACCUCCAAACAAGUACUUAUCUUGGGGAGAUUUUUUUUGCUAUUUUUAUAGCUACUUUUGGGUUGGUUCUAUUUGCGUCACUUAUUUCAAACAUGCAGAAAUAUCUACAAUCUACAACUGUUAGAGUUGAAGAGAUGAGACUCAAAAGGCGGGAUGCAGAACAGUGGAUGUCACACCGCAUGCUACCUGACUUGCUUAAAGAAAGAAUUAGACGAUAUGAACAAUACAAAUGGCAAGUAAAUAGAGGUGUUGAGGAAGAGAAAUUAAUUCACAACCUCCCUAAAGAUCUCAGAAGAGACAUCAAGCAUCAUCUUUGCUUAGGUCUACUAAAAAAAGUGCCAAUGUUUGAGAACAUGGAUAAACAGCUACUUGAUGCAUUGUGUGAUAGACUGAGGCCAGUCCUUUAUACAGAGAAAAGUUACGUAGUUCGUGAAGGAGAUCCAGUUGAUGAAAUGCUCUUUAUCAUGCGUGGAAAACUUGCUACUGCCACAACAAAUGGCGGAAGAACUGGUUUCUUCAACUCAUCAGUGCUCAAAGCUGGUGAUUUCUGUGGAGAAGAGCUUCUAACAUGGGCCUUGGAUCCCAACUCCUCCCCAACACUACCCAUUUCAACUAGAACAGUAGAAACUAUAUCUGAGGUUGAAGCCUUUGCUCUCACGCCUGAGGACUUGAAGUUUGUUGCUUCCCAAUUUCGACGCCUUAUAAACAACAACCAACUCCAACACAGUUUCAGGUUCUAUUCCUUGCAAUGGAGGACAUGGGCUGCAUGUUUCAUACAAGCAGCUUGGCGUAGACACCGGAAAAGGAAGACUGAGAGGUCAUUACGGGAAGCAGAACAAAGGCUACAUGCUUUUGAAAAUGAAGAAGGGUCCUCACCAAGCUUUGCUGCCACAUUUUAUGCAUCAAGGUUUGCAUCCAAUGCAUUGCAGCAUUUGCGAAGUGGUAAACGCAACAGAAUCCCACAGACUCAGAGAUUACUACCCCUGAUGCCUCAGAAGCCAGCUGAGCCAGAUUUCACUACUCAAAAGGACUAAGGGUGUUGUACACUAGUUUUAAGAAUAUUUAUACCAAGUUUCAUUUUUGAUAAAACUAAACUUGAGAAUUGUUCAUAUUUAACAUUUCCUUUGUAAUUGUGUGUGCAUAAUGUGGAUUUUAUGUUUUCCUACAACAAAAAUAUGCGCAUAUGUAAACACAAAAGUAUGGAAAAAUAUUGGUUGUUUUUUAUGAAUUUUUUAAACGAUGACUUGCUGCCAUGUCAUUGCUUAAAUGAUGGCUUUGGGUGCCUAAGCAGUGGGUGUCCAAAAUGUACGAAACUCUCCCAAUGCACACUUUGAGCGGUGAGAUUCAGGUGCUUGAAAGAGGACAAGCCAGAAUUUACCUUCCUUCCAUGUUUGUUGACUGGUGUUUUAUCUAUGUUUUACCGGGUAAGAAUAUUGUCUUUUGGUUC